UUCGGUGACAUUUGAUAGCCGGACCAAAAGCGGAAAAGGAGUGGCCGAAUGACGACAGCGAUGUUUUGCUAAAUGUUAGCCACAGUCGGGUAACUUUGGCUUAUAGUUGGUUUCUUACUCAAAUCCCACUGGAGCUGCCAGAUGAAGCUUGACUCUUUUGCAUAUUUUUAGAUAAAUGUGAUUUUAUUUUAAAACAAACUGAAACAUGAACGGGAGUACGAAUCCGCUGCUGGACAAAGAGGAGCAUGUUUUGAAGCUCGGAGAAAGCUUUGAGAAGAGGCCAAAAUCUUCCUUUCACACCAUCAGAUACGACUUCAAACCAGCGUCAAUCGACACAAGCUGUGAGGGAGAGCUUCAAGUUGGGAAGGGAGAUGAAGUGACCAUCACAUUACCUCACAUCCCGGGCUCCACGCCUCCCAUGACAGUAUUCAAAGGAAACAAGCGGCCGUACCAGAAGGACUGCGUGCUGAUCAUCAACCACGACACCGGGGAAUUCGUACUGGAGAAGCUGAGCAGCAGCAUCCAAGUCAAGAAAACCAGGGCGGAGGGUAGCAGUAAGAUCCAGGCCAGGAUCGAGCAGCAGUCGGUUCGGUCCAGCCAGCCCAGCUCUCAGUUCCGGGCCCCCACCAAACCCGGGGCCGGGGCCAAGACCUCCCCGUCUCCUUCAAAGGAUAAUCCCUCCCCAGAGCCCCAGCUCGAUGACAUCAAGAGAGAGCUGCGAGCGGAGGUGGACGUGAUAGAGCAGAUGAGCAGCAGCGGCAGCAGCAGCUCCUCGGACUCAGCCAGCGCCUCAGGGAGCGGCGACGACAGCAGCAGCAGCGACGGCGAGCACGACGGCCCCCGACCGCUUAGCCAGACGUCCCCAAACCGCCACCCCGUGGCCAACGGAGGAGCCGACCGGCAGCAGGGCAACAACCAGCUCAUGAACACACUCCGAAAUGACCUUCAGCUCAGCGAGUCGGGCAGCGACAGUGACGACGACUGACCUCCCUGCUGGACGAUUCCACGACUUAGUGUUGGAAACAAAAGCGAAUGUGACGUUUUCUGAAAAUGCCAAAGAGUCGAGCUGCCCACAUCUCGUGCAGAGAGCGGGAUCGCAGUGUCACUUUGUGUCGUGUCAGUGUCCAGAUGUAUUCCUUGUCCUGUAUAAUGUUUUCAUUAAUGUGACACAACAACCCACAGACUUCAGACUUCAGUUGGACAGCGUUGUGAUAAAAAUCGAUUGGAUUUUGGGGUCUGGUAAAAAGUGGUCAAAAUUAAAGGGACGUUUCCUUCUUAAUGAUUAGACGGUCGAUGUGUUGUUAUUAGUCCUGAUCGACCUAAUAAAUCUUUGAGGUGAUUUACUUUAAUUCUGUAUGAGGAAAGAGAAACUUUAUGUCAUUACUGUCACAAUUUUGAUUCUAAAUGGAAAAUCAAGGUUUACAUUUUUAAUCAUUCACUGAUGAACAUCAUAGUGAUCAGUCUGGCUGCUUAUCAGGUCUGAUAUUCAGUGUUUUUCCAAUUGAUCUGUAUCUGUGUUGUCUUUAAUUCAAAAAUGCACUUCAUUCCAUCAUUGAUUCGGUCUCUUUGAUCACAUUAAUACCACAUCAGUCGAUCCACAGACCAUUAUACACUUUUUAAAAACCCAAAUGGUUAAUGUGCUGUUUUGAAAAGAAAGCCUCCAAUCACAGGUCACUUUGGAGAGCCUGUCAUACAGCUAAAACAAUCUGCUGUCAUACAAGAUGUUCCUGCUGUUGUACUUUUUUAUCAUUGCUGCAUUUCUCUAAAGCUGCUUGAGGCGAAGUUCGUCUUUGCUUCCCGAGCUGACAGAACAGAGCAGAUUGUGAGUUAGAAGAUGUUCCUGGCCCACCGCGCAGUACUUCAAACCAGACCAGUUUUAAAUAUCCCGAACACAAAGGACCAGUUUUCUCUCUGUAAGACAGUCGACUGUGGGUCCAGCCUGCAUCGCCCAGCAGCUGUUGUCCCGCUCAGUUUUAAGCUUCUGCUGUACUUGAAGUCAAAGUGGAUGUCGAAUGGUGGAAUGAAGCAGCCGCUGAGGCGGGUGGGCGCUAAAGUUCGAUUCUCCACUCGGGUUUUCCUUGAACGCACUCUGAGUGGACUGAGUGUUGUAUUUGGUGCUUCAGUUCUCAUGUUUUUCUGUAGUGCUGCCACUAUGUGAAAUGUGUUUGUACGAAUUUGAAGUGUAUUAAAGGUGUGCAGAUGUAUUCAAAGUGGAUGUUUUCACUGUAGUCUGUUUCUUACUGAGUGCUGAUGAAUCUGUUUUUGAUUGUUCGUUAAUUAAGUGAAGUUGCAGGUUGUAUUGGUAUCAGUAUCACACGAGGAUGUGGUCUGCUCACGUUGGUCUGCUUGUGUUCACUCUUCUAACGUUGAUAACACUAUCAAUAUCACCCUGACAUAAUCUUUUUCUAUCCAGUGAGCAUUCAAACCAAAAAUGUGCAGAUUUCAUUAGAAGUAUUGGCUCACCUUCCUCGUCCUCUUCCUCUUCCUGUCGCUCUCACUCCCCCUCUUCUGUCCUCGCUGCUGCACACCUGCACACCC
Molecule: messenger RNA, 2538 nt
Organism: Scatophagus argus
Lineage: Eukaryota; Metazoa; Chordata; Actinopteri; Scatophagidae
Gene: eaf1
Product: ELL associated factor 1
Exons: 7
Coding region: 206-985 (259 amino acids)
Biological process (GO): positive regulation of DNA-templated transcription; regulation of transcription elongation by RNA polymerase II
Cellular component (GO): super elongation complex
Molecular function (GO): transcription elongation factor activity
Source: RefSeq, a predicted model, not a curated record